AGAGAGAGAAAGAGAGAGAGAGAAUUAGAGAGAGAAAGAGAAAAAGAGUGAGAGAGAGGGGAGCAUCUGUCUCUUCAUUUAAAAGAUUAAACAUUUAAAAAUAAAACUAAUUUAUUGACCUAAGUAAUUAAAGACUAAACUAAUUAAUGAAUUAAUUAAAUAAUUAAAAGGUUCACUUCAGGAUUCUUUUUUUUUAGCGUACGAAAAUUUUCGUAAAAAAUUUACCGGAAAACAGAAUCAAGCACAUUUUCAUCAGAAAAGAUGUCUCCCCCAUUGCUUGUGUCUAUGCUGUGGUCUUUCUUCUUGUUGCUGCCGUUAGUCCUGCUCUCCACACUGUGCAGCUACUGCAGACAACAACGACGGAUUCAGCAGUCAGUGGAAGAUUAUGAAAUCAAGCCCUAUCAAUACACUAACCCUAGUGGAGGAUUUACUGUGAUCCGACCAAACUAUGCCCCUCCUGGGAUCCUCCCGGUUCGCUCAGUCACGUCUCCCACUCACUUCCUGUCCGUUCCAUCCCCCCAUCCAGCAGAGAGCCGUCGGAGUUCCUUCGCUAAAACAGAUGACGACGAAAGUGCACCGAGCUAUGAAAAUCAAGAUCAAAACCUGGAUAGCGACUACGUCAAUGAAGACAACGAGGAGCAGGAGAGACCAGGAGAGGGAUACAUCGUCGUGCUGCCAGACCCCCCGGCCCCGCCCACACACACAGAGCCAUGCCCACAGACAGACGACCCUGCCUCCAACCGGAGCUCAGUUACAGAAGAAUACGUCAAUGUGCCUGAUGACUCAAGUGAUAGAAUCGAUUCCAAUAGUGGAGACUACGUCAAUCUGAAUGAAGAAGACAUUUCCAGUAUCUCUCAUGUGCUCCAGGACGACUAUCACAACGACAGCGAGGACGAUGGACCAGACUAUGUGAACGCACCAGAGAGAGCUUAGCAACAGACUUUGAACCCAAGAUACCAGUGACUGGCUCAAUUGGAGGAGAGUCCAGAUAAACUGCUGGAGAGAAACACCUGAACAAAUACUGUGCACAAUCAAAUAUAAUGAGAGAGGGGAGAGAGGGGAGCUGCAGUUAUAUAUUAGUACUUUUAUUCUGAUUACUUACAUAGAUACUAUCCCUUAUAAAAGUCUACCAUAGUAAAAGCACAGUAAAGCAUAGAGAAGCAUUGUAAAGAACAGAGAGGUAUGGUAAAGACUAUAUUAUAGCAUGGGGGGAAACUGCAAAAAUACUGUGGUAAACUUUUAUAAGGGGUGAAUGGUACAGAAAUGCUGUAUAUUUUGAAAGAAAAAAAGGGUUUGUUUAGUUAUAUUAUUUCAUUUUAUUUAGUUUGUUUAAAGAUUAGUUUAAACUAGGGGUUUUAAUCUGACGUUUUCGAUUCAUUGAUUAAUCAACUGAUCUACGCUAUCGAUUUAAUCGAUUCAUCACACCAGUUUGCUUGUGAUAUGAAAUUGAAUUGAGACAAGUAAUCCCUUCUAGUGACAUAAUCUGACAUUUUCUAAAAAAAAAAAAAAAAAGAAUUAAUAAUACAUCGAGAUCAUAUCUAUUACUGUAAAUGAAUACUGUAAUAUAUACUGGAAUACUGUGUUUAACAAAUCACAGAUACUGUGAGCUUCAGACUUACUGAGUUAGCUGAAGAGAAAUGCAAUUUACUGAGUGAUGUCUUAUCUAGGUUAGCUGAAGAGAAAUGCAAUUUACUGAGUGCUCUUUUAUUUUAGCUGAAGUAUGAUAGAGCUGUUCAUUUUUUGAUACCGUUUGACUAAAAAGAAAAAACAGCGUACCUGUGACUAAGAUGGUAUGAUAAGUGUGUAGCACUGCUGUGAAAGGAAAGAAGGAAAGUUCAUUUUCUCGUACUAUUUUUAAUUAAUUGCAUGUGUAGCCUAUUAAAGCAUCCAUUCAAUUAGACAGUCACCAAUUUGCCUAUUUAGACAAUAUUCCAAGAUUUUCAGUUCCAGUGGUUUGAUUUCACAUGCACAACAAAUAAAAACUUCAGAAGCAACAAGGUGUUUUAUAAAUGUGCAUGCCACAUUUAUAAAAUGUGUGUGUGUGUGUGUAUAUAUAUAGAGAGAGAGAGAGAGGAGAGAGGAGAGAGAGAGAGAUAGAUAUAGCUAUAUAGAUAUAAGCAAUGGAGUGUUCUAAUACAUUUGCACACUACUGUAUAAUAUCUUUUUUUAUAUACUGCACUUAGGUAGACAAGAUUAAUCAAUUGAUUAUUUUUUAAUCGAUCAAAGCCCACAGGUGUGAUUAAUCAAUUAUAGAUUCAUCGAUUAAUCAUUAAUCAAUUAAACCCCCUGUUUAUCCCUUUUUUGUUUGUGUGUGUUUAUGACUUAUCCUGAGAAUAAUUUUAUUACAAUUGCUGUUUAAUAAUUUGUUAUAUAUAUUUUUUGGUUUUGUUACUUAAUCUAAAUUAAAUUAGCUUUUUGAAAAAAAUGAAUAUAUCGUAUAGCGUCCUGAGAUCCAGUUCAAAUAAAAGUGUUUUAAAUUCAACACUUAUAGAGUGCUAUUGUAUAUAUUUAAAAAAUAUAUAAUAAUAAAUCAGAAUUUAAUUCUAGGUGUUUUUGAUAAUAAUUUUAUUUUUGUUAGUUCAGUUUUCGUUUUUGUAAAAAUUAUAUUUUAAAAAAUAAAAUCAGAUUUGAAUUGCGGAUAUUUUUUUCAUAAAUGUUUUCAUCUCUGUUGUAUUAAUGCUUCUACUGACACUUCUGUCAUGUAAGAAAUUUAUUUAGAAAUCAGGUGAUAAAAUCAGGAGAUUUGAGACAAAUCAAGAGCUUUCAGCGAAAUCUGGAACUAUAUAGACAUUAAUACAUGACUGACAAGCCUGAAGAUUAGACAGAAAUCAGGAGAUUUUAAAGAAUUUAGACAACAAUCAGGAGAUAUGAUAGAAAUCUGGUGCCAGUUUCACAAAGCCCUGCUAGCAACUAUCUUAUUUCUACCUGUUUAAAGAAACAGUAUUUAAGAUAGAACGAUGACAUUUAGUAGCAAUCCACUCAGCAAGUCUAUAUGAUUAAAGGAUGCUUGUGUUAUUUUCUUUAGUUUAUUUUUAUUUAAUGGAAGUGAAUUGGAUUGAACAGACUCCUACCAAGAACUGCUUUGUGAAACUAGCCCCUGCUUUGUGAAACGUAAUAGAAGUCUGGAGGUUUACAACAAUUAAAAUAAAUCAACCCCACAAUCUUAUUGAACUGUAUAACCUGAGAGAAGAGAUCUAAGGUGAUUUUAUUUUAACAAUUAAAAAAUAUAUGAGAAAAACAAAUGCUUUUCCUGAGAAACUGCUGAAUAUCGUGCUACACUGAAAUAAUCUGUUUAAUAAUGCUGACUGCGUGUCUUAUAGAUAAAUGUGUGUUUUCUUGUACAAUAAAACUCUU
Molecule: messenger RNA, 3354 nt
Organism: Acipenser ruthenus (sterlet)
Lineage: Eukaryota; Metazoa; Chordata; Actinopteri; Acipenseriformes; Acipenseridae
Exons: 13
Coding region: 262-933 (223 amino acids)
Biological process (GO): signal transduction
Cellular component (GO): membrane
Source: RefSeq, a predicted model, not a curated record